This is a messenger RNA of Candoia aspera, 588 nucleotides long. Its product is annotated as olfactory receptor 2Z1-like. Gene Ontology annotation, cellular component: plasma membrane. Gene Ontology annotation, molecular function: olfactory receptor activity. The record is from RefSeq and is a predicted model, not a curated record. Gene Ontology annotation, biological process: G protein-coupled receptor signaling pathway; detection of chemical stimulus involved in sensory perception of smell. NCBI's taxonomy places the organism in Eukaryota, Metazoa, Chordata, Lepidosauria, Squamata, Candoiidae. The transcript has a single exon. The coding region runs from base 1 to 588 and encodes 195 amino acids.
AUGUCAUAUGACAGGUACGUGGCCAUCUGCAAACCUCUGCAAUAUCCCGUGCUCAUGAGGAGAAGCGUCUGUCAUAUGAUGUCAGUGGGGACCUGGUUUUGGUCUACUGUACAGGCACUGACCUGCUCCCUUUAUGUCUUGCCCCUUCCCUACUGCAAGUCCAAUGUGAUUAACCAUUACAUGUGUGAUUAUCCAGCCCUUAUUCAACUGUCUUGCUCAGAUAAUUCUGCUUUUGAAAGAACAAUCCAUGUUGGAAAUUUCCUGGUACUUCUCAUUCCCAUCUCAAUCAUCCUCAGUUCCUACAUUGCUAUCCUUCUCCAAGUCCUGAGGAUACGAUCUUCUGAAAGGAGCCACAAGGCGUUGGCAACCUGUUUCUCUCAUCUCUGCGUGGUGGGGUUCUUCUAUGGAGCAGCCAUUCUGACCUACAUGACAUCAAUAUCCUCUUAUUCUGUUGAAAGGUCCGUGGUUAAUACAGUGUUUACGACCAUCGUCCCCGCCACAAUGAAUCCUUUCAUAUACAGCUUGAGGAACCAAGAUGUCUUGGCAGCACUCAAGAAAUUAUUUGGAAAAUACAAACAGUGUAAAUGA